Messenger RNA from Menidia menidia (Atlantic silverside), 1941 nucleotides. The record is from the annotation of a GenBank genome assembly. NCBI's taxonomy places the organism in Eukaryota, Metazoa, Chordata, Actinopteri, Atheriniformes, Atherinopsidae.
CCUCCCUUCCAGUCUGUGGGUAGACCUGAUUUGUCUUCAACUUGGGGUGUGUGCCUUUCAGUCCUUCACUUCUGCAGUGGAGCGCAGUAUUCUAAGGACUGGGAACAGAUUAUUCAUCACUAAUUUUGCCUAUUUGUUUCAGCACAAACUAAGUCACUAAAUUAUCUGGACUGGAUUUGGACAUUUUCCUCUUGGUAGAACUGUCCUUUUCAGAACCCUGAAAAAUGUUUAACAGUAGAAAACUGCCGCUUUCUGCCAUCAUUUUCAUCGCUGUAUGCAGCAACACCUACAGAGAGACUGUGGGACAAAUAGCCCUCGUGGAGGAGACUGAAUCAGAUGUUAUAGAUGACAUUUAUGAAGGAUGCGGAGAAGAAGCCAUGAAGAAGUUUAUACACUCUGACUUGCUAGAGCAAGAGCUUAAAAGAAGUGAGGGACUCCAGAAAGCAUGGAAGGCAAACACCAACUGUCCAUCACAGACCAGUAAAGUAGAUAAAAAUCUUAUCUAUGCACUUUCUGUCUUUCACUUUGGGGACGUUAUGUUUCUGCAAAAUCUGAACAAUGCAGUGGGCACUAUGGGGGUUAACAUUACUACCUAUGAGCGUGACUUUCAUUACAAGUCCCUUCAUUUCCUGCUCAUGGAUUCUAUGAAGCAGCUAAAAACCAAGGAGUGCAAACCUGUGUAUUUUAUUUCUGAAAACGAAAGCCCAAAAGUUGGCUCAAAAGUCAGAUUUUCAGGUUUUGCCAAGGUCCAUUUAAGCCGCGAAGACCUUCCCGAUCUGGACGGUGAAACUCUCUUAAGCAUAACCUCAUGCUCCUUUGUCAACCUGGAUGACUACAUUUGCCACAAGUACAGUGGAGGACUCAUCUCGCCCGCUGAAGUUUUCACUGUGGAGGAAAUAAAGCAGAAGUCUGACGAAACUGGGUAUUACACCAAUAUUGUUCUAAAGCAUUCAGCUCUCAACGGUACACACAACUGUUUCAUGUUUCCAAGGUCAGCAGCUCCCGUCUCCACCCAGGCCCCUUUCCUCCUGCUGGCUGUCUUAUCUCUGUUUACUUUGACUCUUUGACGAGAGUGACCACUCCAGUCCUCAAAAAAGGAAGAAAUAUUUGUUCUUUAAGCUACUUGACCACUUUAUGUAUUCGGCUCAGCAGCAAUAUGUAAGCAUUGCAUUUUACAAGACUUGAACAAGAUAAUACAGAUUAGUAAAAGGUGGCAAAAAAUACGUUUUGGCUGAUCUUGCCUUUUUGGAUGAGCUGGCAAGUAAUAAUACAAAAAAUGACUGCUUCUUCACUGUUUAUUUUGAGUUUUGAGCUUUCUACAAGACCGGUUACAGGAUAUAUAUUCUCCUGACAAAAAGAGAUGUAGGUGGUUUGUAUUAAAUAUUAUUGUAAGUUGCUUCAUGUAAGACUAUUGUGUAAACUAAUGUGGAAAAUUCUAUGAAUGUAUGAGGAAUUUCUGUGUCAGCUUGAGGUUAUUGAACUUGUUCCAUCAAGUUUAAUCAACUCAACAAUCAUUCCACUUGCUGCCAAAAAAGACAAUGAGUGACAAUGAAGUUAUCUUGGGUUUGUGGAUUCCAAAAGCUUAUAAAUGCUGUUAUGGUCACAUUUGUAAGAACUUGUUUCAAUCAUUGGCGAACAUAAAUUUCAUCUUAGUGUAGUUUUAUUCAAAGGAACAAAUAGCGCUUUGAAGAUUUUGUUCACUCAACUUAGUCAGGGAAAGAGCCCCAAGCUCAGUAAAAACCCAGUCAUUUAUACUUUGCUGGGCGUAACCACUCACUCUAAAGUUACAUUCUGUUGCUCUUUCAGAGCAAAGUUCAUACUGACAAGGUUAUAUCCAGCUUGUAUGAAUAUGUAAAUUUCCAUCACAAUGUGUAAACCUCUUUUCUGAGUUUGUAAGAUGUUGAUGUGAUGCAGUACGUCUGGUAAUAAACAAUAAAGCUA